CUUACGUUGUGUAUGCGCUUUAGAUGCCCUCACAGGGCACUUGAAUGUCGCUAGCUGUGAACGCUCGCGCGGCCGACGGGUAUAAGCAGAUUACAUAGGACAUUUUAUUGGAGUCCGAAGCCUGUCUACCUAGCUCUAAAUUAAUUUAACUCCAACCAUCUCUUAAAUAGGAAAUACAAAGUGAAACAUUACAGGAUGAGGAAGUGAAUGUGCCGAUACAGAUCUUUUUUUCUAACAAGGCAGACCCAAGACUCAUUUUGUCGAAACUGUAGCCGCAUUUUCCGGUAUAUGAUUCUGGACUCGAGGAAGGAAUAAAGCCGGUAUUGGUAACUGAUUGUUUACCACAUUUUGUUUAAUGUAUUAAUCUUCUAAGGAGUUUUAUGACUAUGGAGCAAGGGAAGGGCUCUGGAACGGGGACCCCCGUCUAUUUAGAUAGUGGUGACGAGAAUCCUGAUAGUUACAAUAAAAUGAGAUAUCAUGCCAGUAAAAUGGACCUUAAUCUACGUAUUCUUCGAGAUCAAAUGACAAAUCUUCGGGAUAGUGGGGACGAGAUUUCCAGGCAGAUGGCAUCGAUGUACAGAAAUUUCCAAAAGGUGAAGGACGAUGACCGAGUGAGUGACGAGGGAGAUAGUGAGGACAGCGGGGACGACAACAUGCGUGAUCGCAGCUGCGUCGAUACGGAGGAUGACGUCAACCAAAUGACAGACUUAGAUGCUGAUGAAUCAAGUAUGUCAGCCAGGUUGGGACCACUACCAAAGGGACAGAUAGCUAACCUACAGCGCAAGAAAGCUGCACAGAACGGACGCGAUCAACCAGUCAAGAAUUCAAAUAGAGGCAAAGCAUAUAAUAACCAACGAGGUCAGAACAACCUGCCCAGUAUGAACAAUACAAAGUCAAGAGACAGUAACGCCAAUGAUGUAUCCUCGGAUAUAACAACCACAACUACGAGAAAUGUUCCUUUGAGCGGAAUGGAUGGAGAUGCUGAAGAUGAAUCUGAUGAGGAUACAUUGAGUGAGAGUGAGUGCAGUGGAAACUGUCUUUGUUGUUCAUCGAUUGCUUCCUACCAAGGCAUCCCAUGGACAAUUCGGCGGCCUAGUUCUGCUGAGACGACAGAAUAUGAUAGUGAUAGCUCAGAGUGCAGUGAUUAUGAAGACGAUCGUUACCGAUCUAAGAGAGCGCCGCUACACGCCCGUCUUAGUCCAUUUUUCCACCAGGAAUGCAGUCACUCAGAAAGUAGUUCACCUCUGGAUGAAGAUGUUGAAGAGGUUGAAAAGAGGCCAGUUAAGAGGAUGAGCCCUCUUGGGUGUGAAAGUCCAAGUAAAACCGAUGCUCUUCCGGAAGCCAAACGAGACAGCAAACCAAAAUCACCUGUCAAAGGGGCCAAGAGUAGCCCACCCAAACCAGCUCCAAAGCCUGCCAGCAAACCAACUCCACCAGCUCCAAAAGCUAAACCAGAAAAAUCAAAAGAAAUAGUGAAACCAGAACGAAAAGAAAAGGACAAGACACAAAAGCAAGAAGUUAGUUUAUCGGAAGCAGUCGCACUUGGGGCUGUGGCAAGGUCAGAAAAAUCUGUAGAAAAAUCAAAGAAGAAGAGUGAAGAUAAUACAGAGUCUAGCAAGCAAAAAAGCAGACACGUGUCGAAAACAGCUAUAGUGUUGCUUGACCCUGAGGCAGAAUUUAAAGAUGGGGAUACAAUAAAGAAGAAAUCAAAUUUCCUUCCGCAGCAACAGCCGAUAGAAGUCCCAUUGUCUUAUGUUGAUAAAAAUGGUAGAAUCACUCUCACACCAGAUCCCAAGCUUGCUCCAGAAGCUUAUAAAGCAGGAAAAACUAUUACAUUUAGGGUAAGGGCUGCAAGCAGUAAUAAUGCCCCAUCUACUCCAGAUGGAUCAAUGAUUUUUACUCCAACCUCGCCAGGGACCAAGCCAACCUUCGAUAAUCCGCCACCAAUGCCACAGCCAACAGUGAAGCCAGUCCUUGGCAAGACCGUCCUACGGGUGGGAUCUACAGAGUCACCACCAGUUAGUCUGUCAGCAGGAGAGAUAGGCCAUGAACAUCAAAUCCAGGUGAGUCCUGAAGGAAUAAUCCGACUCAGCAAGCGCACACCUGUCCCCAUGCAAGUUUUUCUGCCACAGUUUCAACAACAGCAGUCUCAGCAGCAGCCAGCGACAAUAAGGCUAACUAGUGGUGGAGCCACCUCUGGAGGGAGUGAUUCGUGUCCCAGUUGUCAUCGAAAAGCUAGUCCUGGUUUAGUACAACAACACAGUCAGCCAGCUACAAAUGUGGCAGGCAAUGUCAGAGUUAUCCACAUGUCACCUGGCAUCACACCUUCACCUGUCCAGCCUGCCCAGCCUCAACAACAGAGUCGUGUUCAGGUCAUCCAGCGACAAAACUCCAUGGGUUCACCAAUAGGAUCACCACCCGUGGAAGGUCAGCAUGUAAUGGUUCAGCAACAGUCAACCCAGGCACCUCAAAGGCAUGGUCAACACAUAGUGAUCAAAAGACAAGAUUCGGGUAAUCUUCAGUUCCAGGUGCAGCCAGAGCAGCAGAUGCAACAACAAAUUGGGUAUCAACGACAGAUCUAUCCGCAGCAAAGUUACACUCAGCAGACUGGCUAUCCACAAGAGGUCUAUCAACAACAAAGCUACUCCCAACCAGGCUAUUCCAGUCCCCAAGUUCAGUUGCAAAGUGAUAGCAUAUCAAUACCGAUCCAGCAAGGCAACCCAACCUAUCACCGGCAGGUAAUCCAUCAGUCUGGGCCUCAUCAACAGGUUCAACCCCAGGUUCAGCAGGUCCAAACGCCAAGCAGCUCUGGAGUAACCACCAUCAGAUUUGGGGAUGGUGCACCCAUCAAGGUCACACCAGGACAAGGAAUGCGAUUCGUCAUUAAUCCAAAGUGAGUUAUACAGUAUAUGGCAUAAGUAAAGAAAAAGAAAUAAAUUCAAAUAAAAUUUAGCGUGGUAAGAGGGACUCUUGGUAAUGAAAGCAAAGAACUGUUAAACAUGUGUAAUGUUGCCAUUUCUCGUGUAAGAGUUUCAAAGGUUUUCUACAUGGAAUCGAUUUCAUUGAAAUUUUCGAUUUUUUCACCAUUUAUUUUGUAUAGAUGAUUUUGAAGUUGCAAAGUAAACCACAGUAGUUCAAUGAAAGUCUUAUUGGAAGAUGAUCUAAAGCUAAAAGAGAUUGGCAUUCCAUCUGUCUUAUUAAGACCUAUAAACGUGCGUUGUAAAUUUUGUCUAAAAAACAUAUAAAUAAUAGUUUUUUAAAGAAAAAUUAGACUUGAUGAUGUUGAUAAGUGAUCAGUCGCCAUAGACAUGAUUGAUGUGUUUGUAAAACUCAAUUAAAAAUAAAUUGUCUUAAAUUUGUCUUUAUUCUAUACCUGGACUGAUGUCAAUUAUGAUUACAUUUUUCAAUCGUUUUUAACACACAAAAGAGAUCUUAGUCGUACUCAAACAGAAAUAAUGGAAAUGACUGAAAAUAUUUGUUAACUGUGCUUUAUCUUUACAAUUUAGUUAAGAGUAACAAAGUUCUAUCGAUAUGCGGGAAGAUUUGGUUUUCGACUACCAUGGUAAAGAGAAGUAAAUUUGCAUAAAAUUCUGUAAAACGACGGAGAUUUACGAUUUCAACGCCAACUGGUUUAUUAUUCCAGUCCAAUUUGAGGGAUGUAUAUGCAUGAAACGAUUUUCAUUUUGAUUUUUUUUUGUUUAUGUAAGAUAAUAGAAAAGACUCAAACCCGCAGAAUUGGAACAUUUAUUAACAAACCAUUAUUUUGCUAAAAUUAAUGAAUUUGUUCUUAUAUGUUUAUUCAAAGUUUUUUUUUUAUUUAUCAAUUUGUAACCCAGGUAAUACCAUUCUGUUGACUGGUUUAAUCUUAGUGUUUUGAUUGAAUUAAUUUCAUCUUUUUUUAAACUCUGAACAAAAAAAAAAUACAUGUAAUUAUUUCAUUCUCGUCCCUGUUAUCAUUUGAAUUCAAUAUUAAGUUAUUUUUUAUUGGUUAAUGAUGUGAGUUUUUACAGAGUAAGUAAAUUGAUAUCACAUCAUUGGAAUGUAUAGCUGUACACAAUAAUGUAUAUUACAGUAGUUUACUGAGGAGUUACAAUAAAAAGGAUAUGUAAUUAUGUCAUGAAUAGUACCUUCAUUUGAAUGAUGAUAUCGAAAAAUAGAAAAAUGAAAAUGUAUGAAUAUUGGGAAGUUUUAAGUAUGUACAAAUCAAUGUAAGCAAUAGACAGUGUACAUACGAGAAUAGUCAGGAUAGCUGUUUCAUUAUGAGAGGGGAGAGGUUUGUGCAAUUUAUAUAAAAUUUCCGAUUUGUAAGAUAUUGAUGUAACAUGAC
Lytechinus variegatus (green sea urchin) is the source of this 4327-nucleotide messenger RNA. Its product is annotated as nucleolar protein dao-5-like. The transcript has 2 exons. Bases 381 to 2897 code for a protein of 838 amino acids. The record is from RefSeq and is a predicted model, not a curated record. NCBI's taxonomy places the organism in Eukaryota, Metazoa, Echinodermata, Echinoidea, Temnopleuroida, Toxopneustidae.